AGAAUGCCAAAAGAAGUACGGUGAUAUUUGUGAAUUUUACAUUGGAAAUCCAAGUAAUAAAACAAGAGGAGUCAUAUUAGGCAGAUCAGAUUUCCUAGAAAAAAUUUAUUCAACAAAGAUACAGACAAGUAAUUUCAUUCACCGUACACCUCCUAAUGAUGGAUUAGAUGAAUACGGUUUUUCAACAAAAGGAAUAGUAUAUAAUAGAAAUUUUGAUACAUGGAUAUAUUAUCGUAAAUUUUUCAUGCGUGCUAUUAUGGCCCCAAAGUUUAUUAAACAAACUUUGGUAUGGACCGAAGGAAAUUUUGAAGAGAUGGAAAGUUAUUGGAAGGAACUUUAUGGAAAGGAUAGCUUCGAAUUGGAUUUAUCUCAAUGGUUACUUCGAUUCACUACGGAAACUAUCUUUCAAAUUACAUCCAAUAAAAAAGUAUAUGCGUUGGCAAAUUAUUUUAAUAAAUUAUCUCCAAAGGGAAAAUUAGGCUUUGAUACCACCGUGUUAAAAGAAUCCGAAGAAUUCAUUCAUAGGGUUGAAGAUUUUAUUACUAGUUUGAUAUAUUUCUUGUUAACACCAAAAUUUUUACGUUAUUUUCCUAUUGGUGGAUCCUAUCAAAGAACCUUAAAAUUACUGAAAGAACGUGACAAUUUGAUCAAUGAUCUGAUGAACUUGGUCGCGAAACGAAGGGAAGAGAUUGAUAACACACCUUUAGAUGAACCAAUCACUCCUGACAUGCUUACCAUGUUGAUCACAGUUAAUACCAAAAGAAGUAUUAUUGAAAAUACUAAUGAUGCAAAUACCGAACCGAUGACGGAUGAUGCUAUUGUUGGUAAUUUUAUGGAAGCAGUUGCUGGAGGUGUUGAUACCACUGCAGCCUCGGCCUGUUAUGUCGGAUAUUAUUUGGCUCAAUACCCUGAAGUAAAAAAACGUGUCUUUGAAGAGAUUGAUUCAAAAUUUACUCGUGAUCAAAAAUUAACAUUAGAAGUUCUAGACAAACUUCCUUAUUGUGAGGCGGUAAUUAGAGAAACUUCUCGACUCCUUCCAAUCGCAGAUCUUAAUUAUCGUAUGAAUACCAAGGAAGAAAUUUUAGGUGGUUAUGUUAUUCCUGCCGAAACUCAAAUUUAUAUACAUCACUAUGGUAUGAAUAAACACAAGGCUCAUUGGUCUAAUCCUGAAGAAUUUAAUCCUGAUCGUUUCUUAAAUGAUCGAGAAAAAUCUAUGAAUUUUCAAUUUGGAGGCGGUAUAAGGAUGUGUCCGGGUCGAAAUUUAGCAAUGAUGGAAUUGAAAGCUUUAAUGGUAUUGAUGUAUCGAAAAUAUGAUAUUGAAUUGGCUGAUAAGAACGUUCCUUUGAAAACUCACUACACUAUUAUUAGGCAUUGUGAUGAAUUCAGAGUUAGACUUAAACCCAGAGUAAUUUAG
Molecule: messenger RNA, 1414 nt
Organism: Funneliformis geosporum
Lineage: Eukaryota; Fungi; Glomeromycota; Glomeromycetes; Glomerales; Glomeraceae
Source: the annotation of a GenBank genome assembly